Molecule: messenger RNA, 2549 nt
Organism: Anolis sagrei ordinatus
Lineage: Eukaryota; Metazoa; Chordata; Lepidosauria; Squamata; Anolidae
Gene: RAB32
Product: RAB32, member RAS oncogene family
Biological process (GO): endosome to lysosome transport; phagosome-lysosome fusion
Cellular component (GO): lysosome; phagocytic vesicle; trans-Golgi network
Molecular function (GO): GTPase activity; GTP binding
Source: RefSeq, a predicted model, not a curated record
GCCUCCCGUUCCCUGCUGAAGCGGCCUUGGGCCCAAGGCCCGUCUGGACGCCGCCUUCCGCUCUGCUCCGCAUCCGGGCCGGGGAGGGCCUGCUCCCUCCUGCCUGGCUUCCUCCGCCCCUUUCGGGAGUUUUAUAACUUGCGGGGUUUCUUCCGCGUCCUGUGACUCCAAGUCAGGUGGUUGCUUCCUCGCCUCUUGCCUUGCCUUCCCCGGUUUGGGUAGGCGAAGCGGACAAAGAAAGUGGACCGAAGUCAGGCAGAGAGAGAGAGAGAGAGAGAGGAGCGGGCGGCUGGGUCUCCCUCCUUUGCUCGCCUUCUUCCCAAGUGUCAGGUUCUUGAGAAGUUUGGGAGAGUGAGAAAUGGCUGGAGGAGAAAGAGGAGCCGGAGGAGGAGGAGGAGGAGGAGGGGGAGGUGGGAGUAACGGCAGUAGUAGCAGCAGCAGCAGCGUUUCGGGGGCCUCGGAAAGCCGGGAGCAUCUCUUCAAGGUGCUGGUGAUCGGGGAGCUGGGCGUGGGCAAGACCAGCAUCAUCAAGCGCUACGUCCACCAGCUCUUCUCGCAGCACUACCGGGCCACCAUCGGCGUGGACUUCGCCCUCAAGGUCCUGCCCUGGGACAGCCGGACCCUGGUCAGGCUCCAGCUCUGGGACAUCGCCGGUCAAGAAAGAUUUGGCAAUAUGACCCGUGUGUACUAUAAAGAAGCUGUGGGUGCUUUUGUAGUUUUUGAUGUUACAAGAGGAUCAACGUUUGAGGCAGUUUCCAAAUGGAAACAUGAUUUGGACAGUAAAGUGCUUCUGCCAAAUGGUAGCCCAAUCCCUGCAGUUCUCCUUGCCAACAAAUGUGACCAGAAGAAAGACAGUGGCCCAAAUGCAUCACAGAUGGAUCAGUUUUGCAAAGAUGGAGGUUUUGUAGGGUGGUUUGAAACUUCUGCUAAGGAUAAUAUCAACAUUGAUGAAGCUGCUCGGUUUUUGGUGGAAAACAUCCUUGCAAACCUCAAAGCCUUUCCCAAUGAGGAGAAUGAUGUGGGAAAACUGAAACUGGACUCAGAUACCCUGAAGGCAGAGAGUAAAUUUCAGUGCUGUUAAUUACAUUUUUAUCUUGCGUUGACACACUAUGUGAGAGCAGCUAAGUUCUUGCUCUUCAUGUUGGACAGCUGCUAUGGUGCUUCAUCAUGACAACCCUUUGGGGUAUUGUUUUCUUUUGAGUUGGUGACACUUCAGGGUGUUUACACUUUUUUUCUUGUCAAGCAGGACUUUAAAAUUGCCUUGUACAUCAAAUCUGUGUUUGUGAACUACGUAGCACAGUCUGAGAGCUUGUGUCCAGCAAAAAAAAAAGGCUAUUAUUUGUGGACAAAAGUCAGUAGGAAAGACUUUGUCCCAACUUUUGCCCUCCACAGUACAAUUUGAGUAUAGAAAUUGUGGAAGAGUUCAUUUUGAUAAGCACUAUUUUUGUUGUUGCUUAUUUCUUUUUUAAAUACACCUUUCUUUUUGCCUCUCUUCUGCUGCUUUCAAAACCCUGUUCAAUAACAGAAUACCAACAAAAUGUCUUUGUGAGACACCUGGCAACCACAUAAGCCUUCCUUUCUCAGUAACACAGGAUUGAUAUUAAUUAAUGGAAACGACUCCCUAUUUUACAGUGCCUUUUAAACUUUGUAAGAGUCAGUUGCUUGGAAAAUAAAAACAUGAACUCUUAUUCCAAGUCCAUCUGUAAGAGUAUUAAGUCCAUCCAACAAUCCAUAUCUGAUACUCACAUUCUGGUAAUGGAAAUAAUAAACACUUUAGUAUUUCUGUAUACAUCAAGUAAUACUAUAGACCCCAUUAAAUGGUAAAGAGAAGUUGCCCUUUCUUGCAUAAGCACAAACUUUGUUCAAAAAAAUCUAACAUUGUUGGUUCAAAGCUAACUAAUGGCCUUAAUUAAACUAUCUCAUUGUUUUAUGAAGCCAAAGUGCAAUACAAAGCAUUCUGGUCCUUUACCAUAAUUCAUCAGUUGUGGUGUUGACAAAAUCCUUUCCUCAAUCAUGGUGCUUCUGGAAGACAUGUAUCCUGCCACUUAACUUUUUAAUACAGCACUGUUAAUAGGGGUGUCACAUUUUUUUAUUCACCAGAACAACUUUGAAAUGUCAUUCUGGGUUUAUUGUUAGAAGCCUUAAGGUUGUAAAAAUAUGAAAUAUAUAAAACUAUGAAAAUGAUGUGCAGUAUGUAUUUUGGAAAAAAAUCUAUGGAUUGUUUCUGGUGGUAUUUGUAGAGGUAUGGAGGAAACACUUCUGAUAAAUACCUUCAUUCACCUCAUGUUGUUGUUAAACCUGUUUUAGUAGGGUUUUAUCUCCUCUUCACAUUAUACUAGUUUGCCAUAGUUUGUCAGCUGCUACAUAUCUUGAAAUACGUUGGCCCAACUUUCUACAGAUUUAAACUCAGCGUCAGAUACAUUUUAUGUGCCUCAUAAUAAGUAUAAUGUCAUUCAAGUGUAUGUGUUCUUUUUUUAAAUGUAAAGAUCUAGAUAUUUUAUAUGACACAUUUUGGCACUUUGUCACUUAAAAAGAAAUUCCAAAGACCA